Molecule: messenger RNA, 9715 nt
Organism: Oncorhynchus masou masou (cherry salmon)
Lineage: Eukaryota; Metazoa; Chordata; Actinopteri; Salmoniformes; Salmonidae
Gene: slx4
Product: SLX4 structure-specific endonuclease subunit homolog (S. cerevisiae)
Biological process (GO): resolution of meiotic recombination intermediates; DNA repair; DNA replication
Cellular component (GO): Slx1-Slx4 complex; nucleus
Molecular function (GO): protein binding
Source: RefSeq, a predicted model, not a curated record
GCCUGUUGUCACGUGACCGGAAGUAUGUGAAGCAGUCGAAUGUGAGUAUUUUGAAUAAAGACACAUUUAGCUCGUAAUACAUGUUCACUGUCAGAUGCAACUGUUCAAUUUUCAUGCAGUAAUGGCACAUUCAUUCCUAAAUUAUGCAGAAUAUUUAUGCUGAAGAGAGGAUAUUUCACAAAUGCCACCUCACAUUUUUAGCUAGCUAGCAGCAUUAACCUCUAUGGCUCUCAGUCCCGAGAGGCUAACGUUAUCACUAUCAAAACAACACAUCUAGCUAUUUAGUGGCGCAAGAAGCAGACCACUAACAGUCAAACACAAUGGACGACUCUGAUCAAGACUUCGUGGACCUCUGCUCUAAGUUGCUCAAACGAGUCCGCAGAAAAGCAGGCGUAACCGAGAAGAGAAGUGUUGCAGAGCCCUCGUCCCAGGACACUGUGAAAGACAUACCCACCAAAAGGGUGACGACUAGGAGGAAGAAGAAAGAUGUUGGCCCAAGUUCAAAGGGAGCUUUGGGUAACAACUCUGAACACGUUUCCUCCAUCUCUACCACUUGUGAUGAACCAAACCGACUUCCCUCCAAUACAGACAAAUCUAAACAAGCAGUGGUCAAUGGAGGUAUUGAACUUGGUGAAGGAGAGAAUGGGUCAUCAGUGGCUGUGGAUGUUGCUGGGUCUCAGCCUGAGGAUAGGGGAAUGGGGGUGAAGGAGAAAGUGCUACACAGGAUGCAGCAGUUCAAGAGAGUCAAUCCACAGAAGCUGGUGCAUGGUGAGAGGAAUCAGCCUGCAGCCACAGGGAGUGAAAGUGACAGUGCUGCUCCCCAUCCACUGCCAGAUAAUGUUCCAUCCACCUCCGCCUCUUCUCCCCUACCACUGGACCCCCAGGUGGAUGACUCGGAUGAGGCCCUGGCCCUGCGUCUACAGGAGGAGCUGGACAGGGAGGCCCAGGCUGUGGCCCAGGGUAGUGUAGUGGACCUGGAGCAGGGAGGCCUGUUCUUCUGUCAGCUCUGCCAGAAAGACCUGUCUGCCAUGAGCCCCGCAGGACGCACCCAACACAUCAACAGGUGUCUAGACAAGAGUGAGGACAGUGCUGCCUCCGCCCCUCCUCCCGCUCCCAGCGUCCCAGAAUGCCCCAUCUGUGGUAAACGGUUCAAGUCCCAGAUGAGUCGCGCGGCCCACCUCAAGCGUUGCUCCUCCACGAUGGGCGUGGCUCCUGCCGAGCUGCUGCAGGCUGUACAGAGACAAGUUGCAGAGGGCCUGACUGACAGCACCGCCAACCAACCUCCGCAGGCCGGAGGUUCCAAGCGUAAAGGCUCCACAGACCCCAGCCUCCCGGGCAGGAAGAAGCCCAGAAAGAAGCCCCGUGGCCUGGAUGAAGACACCAUGGUGGCCAUGGCCCUGUCCCACUCCCUACUGGAGCAGGAGAAAGAGAUGGAGCGGGAGAUGCAGAGAGAGUUACAGAGGGAGAGAGGUGGUCAGCAGCUCCCAGUCAUCCUCCCUCACAUUUCUCUGUCACCAUUGAAAUGGAGAGCUGAACCGAGCAAGGGGCGUGGCAAGAGGAAAAAGGGUGCACCCCCUCCCCUCCUCCUGGUCCAGGACUCGGAGACAGCCCUGAGGCGACUACAGGAGCGCGUGGCUGGCCUCCUCCUCCGUACCCGCGCCCCCUCGCCUCCCACCCCCACACGCUGCCCCAGCUCCCUGCCCUCCUGCAGAACGGGUGCUGGCCCCCUCUGGCAGAAGAGUGCGCUGCGGGACGGAGGGCCGAAGGUCACCUCUGAGUUCUACACCCCAGAGCUCAGAGAAUUUAUACAGCCUUGGGUGUCUGUAAAGAUGGAUAUGGUGUUUCCCACCAAGGCCAUGCCUGGAUCCUCCACCAACCUUUCCUUAACAGAAAGCAUCUCUAUGACCAAGCAAUCUAUCCCUUCCUCCCAACAACCAGUCCCCUCUUCGCUCCCUUCCACCCCAGGGACAGGGCACCUUCCAGUGGGCAGCCAGACUCUGUGUGACCUGAUGGAGCUGGCUGAUGAGGGAAUGACCCUCACACAGUGGGGCUAUUCUACCCCAGGACCUGCCAGAGACAAAGAGAACACUGCUACAGACUUCCACCUGAGUGGCUUUGUUCCUGAGAGCACAGACGACCCCCCUGACCUGUGUCUCAGUGGCUUCAUCCCAGAGAGCAGUAGAAACACUGAAAGACAUCAGAUGAGAUCUCUUCCUCAAAGCAGAAAUACCAACAGGAGCAGCCAGAAAUCAGUGGCGCUGUCCAGGCUGGCCUCAGACCUCACCAGUAUGGUGAACAACCCCCAGUUCAGUGAUGUCCAGCUACAGGUGGACAGUGGGGAGGUGUACUUCACCCAUUCAUUCAUGCUGUAUGCUCGAUGCCCCCUGCUGGUGCAGAUGGUCCAUGACAGUGGAUUCGGGGUGCAGGAGGACGGCAUGCCCUCAGCCCAGAGGGUGUUGUUGGGUGAGGUACCAGGCCAGGCGGUAUAUACCCUGCUCCAGUACCUCUACACAGCCCACUGCCCCCUCACACACACCCUGCUGCCACACGUUCAGGAGCUGGCAGCCAGGUUCAACCUGGAGGAGCUGCAGCAGCUGUGCCAGCUCUACCCAGCUCAGACAGACCUCCACAGAGGUGUAGAGGGACAGGGGGGUCAGUGGGGAGACUACCCAGCCCAGGAGCACCAAUCUGGGGGAGAGGAGGAGCACCAAGACCAGGUCUUCAUGGAGCUCCUCCGCUCCAUGUGGAAUGAAGAAGAGGUUGAGGAAGAUGAGGACAGAGGAGAGGAAGGAGGGAUUGCGAUGGAGGAGGAGGGGCGAGGGGAGGGCGUGAGGAUAGAAGAUGGAGAGAUGAACGAAGAAAGGGUGAACGAAGAAGAGAUGGAGGAGAUAUAUGAGUUUGCUGCCACUCAGAGAAAGAGGGAUGAAGGAAAAGAGAGCGAAAAGGAAGAAUCAGAAGAGGAGGAGGGAGGAGUGACAUUUUUCACAGAGACAGAAGAAGAGCAGGAGGCUCCAAUCCAAGCUCACUCAUUGGCUGAACACUCAGAUAAGGGUGAAUUAACAUGCAUGAUGUCCCCUCAAACAAAACCUCCCAGUUUAGAGGCAGACAUAGCUAUUGGUGACAUCGACACAGACCAAGGGAAUCCAAAUAUGAUAAAAACUGAUCUCAACAAAUCAGAAGGUAGAGAUCUAGAACGUUCUAGAACAGCUACCAUGGAGUCAGACAGAACAAAACAAUUUGAAUCAAACGUCACAAGCUCAAGAAGUGUUGGAGAGGUAUCAACGACAAAAAGCCUCCACUCCAGUCCGAUUGACGAUCAAGAACUAAACGCUAGUCUAGACCGUAGCUACAGCCGCCUCUUCUCUGACUCUUGGGGGGUCUAUGAGACGCAGGAGGAGCCCCACACCUCCCCACCAACACAACCAUCCGCCACUCCCAACCCCACAGGGCUAUCCAGAAACCCCCGUUCCCAGCCCCCCAGGACCAUGGUAGUGGAGGGUGCGAGACAGCCAGAACUCACCUCCCCACCCCCACCGUCCUCCUGCUCCCAGCCCACAAGGGUGAGGGUCGAUGUGGGUACGAGACAGACAGCGAUCCCUACCCUCCAGUACUCAGCCAUUGAAAUCAUUGACCUCUCCAUCAGUCCUCCUCUGGUCCCUGGUGUAUCCGCCCUACCUGUUCCUGGUUUGUCCCCAGGGGAAGUGACUGACACCGGGGCACAAGUCAGGACAAAGGGAGAGGUGGGAAGAGGGAAAGUUCCUGUGUGUAAGGAGAUACUCCAAGAGAAGGUACCGUCUAGUCCAGAGGACUUAAAGAGAGAGAGUCAUGGUCCGUAUAGUAUUUCUGCACCCGUCUCUCCUCCUCACAGUACCAAAGAAGAACCUGAGCUUAUAGUUCUGUCUGACUCUAGUGAAGAGAUGGAGGUAGGGGAUCUAGGACCUACCAGCCCCUCUCCACCACCCUCUACUCGUCUCUCCCAGAACCACCAAGGCUACACCCGAAUCACAACUCAAUCGAACACAGAAUCCAAGAAACCCACCUCGAUAACCCAAUCAGACACAGAACCUAAGAAAUCCAGCUCGAAGGAGAAAGAGACUGUUGGUGGUUUUGUGAGGGAUCCUUCUGUCUCACCUUCAGAUCAAGGCUUAGAUCCAGAUCCUCCAGGUUAUAAACCAGGUUCUAACCCUGGUUCUGCUGGUUCUACUAGUCUCAUGGACUGUUCUGCAGAGAUGUCUUGGCUCAUCCCAGCCACUCCGCCCCUGCCGUCCAGGAGGACGAGCUCUACCCAGACCUUUAGUAGCAUGCGUCGCACUCAGCUCUUUCCUAAGGCCAACUCUUCUUCCUCCUCUUCUGCAGCAUCAGUUUUCUCCUCUCCCACCCUCCCUUUCAGGCCUAGCUGCCAGACCUCACACCCACCCAGGGUUUCUACACAUUCUGCCCAGACAGAGUCCUCUAUUUCGAGGCAGAAAUCAGACAGCAGAGGGCUUCGGCACUCCAGCUUGGGUCUCGACCAUGACGGCCUCUUUUCCCAGAAAUACAACAGUGGUUCUGGAUCCACAGUCCCCUCCAAGUCCCAACCAAAACGCUCCUGCCUACCGCCUGACCCCCCUCUCUCCGUCAUCCCCCCACCAGACCCCUCCACCAAGGGUACUCCUCUCCACAACAUCCCCCAGCCAUACAGCUCCACUCCCCUUUAUUCAGAUCUACCCAAGCCCUCUGCUCCGUCUCUGGCCUCCCCUCUUCUGAGAGACGGGGAGGGGGACAACGGAACCAGGCAGAGAGGGAGGGGGCUGGGGAUCUCUGGGAGCCCAUGGAAGAGAGGGGGAGAGGGGUCUCUGGGCCUAUCCCACUCGGACCCUUCCGACCCAUCCUCGUCCCCACAUAAGGAGUCCCUUACCCAACCGAGAGAGAACAGCGGCUCCCCCGGACAACGCCGACCAUCCAGUGAGUCUAAAUACUUCCACAGCCCAGGAGACAGCGAGACGGGGGGAGAGAAAGAGAGGGGGGUGAGAGAGGAAUCGGAUGAGAUUAUGAAAAUGGAGGAACUGGAAAGGAGUGUAGUGAAAGAGGAAGAGCAGGAGGAAGAGAUGGGAGAAGACAUGGAGAGGUCCAGUAACAGCUUUCAACAGAGCUUCCUCGGGAUGGACGAGCCACCCAUGGCUUUCGAUGACUCCUGGGGCCUAAACGCAGGAGGAGGGGACACGGACGGAGAACGAUCCCCGGCAGUGUGCUUCAGUCUGAGGCUAGAGAGCAGCGGCGGUGGGGCUAGUCCUCCGAGACAGGGCCUGAGAGAUGGAGAGAUUGCAGGAACAUCCUCUACUUUUACCCCCUCUCCUCUUCCUAAAGCCUACACCACCCCCUCUCCACCUCAGGCCAACCCAGAGAUCAACGCGAGCCUCCUGGACGCUGAGAUCUGGGACGACUGGGGGCAGGAAGAGGAUGAGCCUCUUCCUCUCUCUCAGAGGGUGAAUCCUGUAGCUCCGGCUCAGAGAGUGGCCCAGCUCAAGACCCCAGUGGCCCCCCGUAGGAAAGGCCAGCAGGGCCCCCUGGUCCCCAUCACCCCCAUGCCCAGCUACUCUGACAUGGACACACCUGACCUCAAGAACAAGCUCAACAGAUUCGGUGUGCGUCCCUUACCCAAGCGCCAGAUGAUCCUGAAGCUCAAGGAGAUCCACCAGUACACCCACCAGGUCGUCAGCUCAGAGUCUGAGGACGAGGCACCUUCCCUGGGUCGACCCAGAGCCGCCGGGCCCCCACCCACCACCACGGAGCCCACCAGAAAGCCAGUGUCCUGUGCCCAGACUGGGGGGUUUAAAGAGCCUGGUGGAAAAGCAGCACCUACCGUCUCCCUGGUGAAACUGCCUGGUGAGGAGGAGGACAUGGAGCCUCUCUCUGCCUCUCAGGGAUCCAAUACGUCCUCCACAGCACCCAGUGAAGACUCUGAGAGGUCUAAUCCAGAGCAGUGCCUCUCUGACGACUCGGAUAACGACAACAUUACUGCCUCGCAGUCUGCCUCCAAGCUCCAGGACAAGCUCGUCGCUGUCCGUCAUUUCAUCCAGUCAGACCCUGACCUCUACGGGCAGAUCCUCCACUACCAGCCCCUGGUCCUGUCAGACUUCCAGGCCAGACUCAAGGCCGCAGGUAUCCAGCUGGGGGCCGCCAAGCUACUAGACUACCUGGAUUCCCAGUGCAUUACGUUUACCACAGCCAAGCCUGGACUGAGGGGAGGAAGAAAGAGAAGAGGGAAGGGGGCGACCAGGGCUGGAGGGAGGGGAAGGAGAGGGGCAGCUAAAACGGCAGAUUGAAGUUACCUUUGAGGGGAUACAGUGGAGGCAAAAGUGGAUUUUGAAAGGAUUUGCGGGAAAUAGAGUCUGAACUAAAUCAGUGGCAAUUAAGGCUGUAACGUGUUACUACCUCUGAGUUCUGGUUGAACUGUUUCCUGUUUAUAUUGGUUGGAUGUUGGACUUCUAUAAUUAAGUAAUGUUUAUGUUCUGUUCCUGGUGUCCUAUCUUUACAGCAUUCUAUACUAGUCUGGACUAAGCUGUUUUCACUGGGUUAUUGAACUAUGCUGUCCACAAGCCAAAAUAGUUAACAUUCAAAACCCCUGGAUUACCCGGGAAUAACUCCAACACAAAGGAAAAUCGUGAAAAAUAUUUUACUUUUUCUCCAAAGACCAGCCAAGAAAUAGACUUCAUUCAAUCUGAGCACAACUCAUGUUGGGGCAGGGAGGUACUUGUUAAAGAAAACACAAGCGGAAGAAAAAUCAGAUACUCUUCAUGAAUUAGUUCUUCUGGUUGAUUAGCCAAUCAGGAACAGGCAUUUUCCUUGGAGGUGGAGCGUUCAGUCUAAAAGUUCGUAGCUUCAGGACCAUUCAGGGGUACAGCAAUGUGUGCGUGUCACACACUCCCCUAGCACGGUGCAGAUAUCAGUAUUCCUUUGAACCCAAAAUACAGGAAGCCCACUAAACUGUAGCUUCAGAACCAGAAUGUCCUCUCUCCACCCCUCCAGCACCUCUUCUUCUGAUCACAGCUUGGCCCAUGUGGCUUCCACGCAAGUUAGCACCUCCUGUCCCUCCUCUUCCUGUCACGACAGGUUAGCGAUGUUGGCCAGGAAGCGCUGGGCCCACCACUCCUCCAGGUCUAUAGGCACAAAGUCUGUAAGGAGACAGGGAAUAGGUGCUAAUGAAAGAACAUUACUAUUAUGGUACAUCUGUCUGGAUCUCACAAGUCUGCAUGGAGAGAAGGAGAGGCAAUAGUGUGUGAAAAAGGAAACAGUAUUGGUGAGAUUUUUUCUAAUUGAGAUAUUAUAUUUGUGCUUCAAACGCUUCACUCUUUCUCUCUAACCUCAAACACUACAGUACUGUCCAUCUACUGUUAAGUAACUGUUCAAUGACCUACAGAGUGAACAGGACUGAGCAGGUUUUUGUGUGAAAUCAGCAACUAGGAGGAGUGACAGUUUAUCCAAGGUGAGAGACUGAUAGUUGUUCAGAGACCAGAGAGUUAAACAUUAAAACAAAAGCUUGCCUUAUGACCUAUCUAGCUGCAGAUAAGAUGGUGCCAAGAAUUGCUUAGCCUGAUGUGUUUCUUUAGACAGUACUGAGACAGACGUUUAUAGGGCUAGACAGAAAUACACCAAAAUAGAAGGUUAAGACCAUGACAAAGUGGAGCAUGAGUAGGCGUGCUGAUCUAGGAUCAGUUCGUCUUUCAGAUCAAAAUAAGAUUGUUUGGACAGGGGACCUGAUCCUAGAUCAGCACUCUUACUCUGAGGCUUUAUGAAUACAGGUCCUGGGCAUCACAUAAUUGGAUGUAAUGAGAUAGGAAGUAGAGGUUGACUAGUGUACAGCCUCUCCCAUAUAUCCCAUUGUUGCACGUCUUCGGUAGAACAAGAUGGAGGCUGAUUAAACAACAAUGGCGGCUAGUGAAUAAGGCCUACAGCUACUCACUCUUCGUUGUGGUACUGGGGGUCUUCUCUGCAUACUGCACGGGCCCCUGGCCACAUACAGCAGCAGGCUCCACACGGCCUUCUCCAUCUCCUGCCAGCUGCUGCUCGAUUUCCUGCCAUGCUGCAGAGUGGAGAGAACAUAGAGGUAUUAGAAGAUACACUUUACAGCAAAUACCUUUUUCCUAUGUGUGUUAUGCUGCAGUUCCUAGGUAGUUGUAUCAUACACACAGCCUAUGACUACAUUAAACCAACUGGGCAUGACGCUGGAAAAUGUUUUGGGUGCUUUUUAAAAAUCCAUCUAUUGCGAUAUUACAGUAUCAUGGGGUGCUGCAGCAGCCGUCGCACCACAACUUCCCGCGGCCAUGAAGCUGAUGGUUGGUUGUUUUCCUCAGAAAAUGCCCAAUGGAAGUGUUUUUAUUUGAAAUAAACUAUUCCUCUAGAGGUGUAACCUUGCUUGUGCUUCAAAUGAAACAGCCAACCAUGUGUCCUCGAGUGGACCAGGACAGAACUACAGUACAUUUUAUCAGCCACACUACUAGGAGUUGAGAUAAGACUGGAGGUUGUGUGUUUCACUAGGAGUUAUAACACGCCCCUUACACUGUGUUGACUGUAUACAUUUCUGUGAAAAGCAUUUGAAUGUUAAUGUACAAAAAUAUACCAAGCUCACUGUCUUAUAAGAAGUGCAAAGGAGCUUUCACCUUACACUACUUAGUAGUGCUUUCAUAGUUUAAUUGACAACCGUGGUGACUGGACUUGUCUUUUUCAUGCACUACAACAGAGUCAAAGGCUUUCUGUAAAUGAGAAGAGCUGUGCUCUGUAAGAGGUUUUAUGAAAACAAACAGGAUAUGCCCAGAACCUCCUUCUGACCAUUAUCGUUGAGCAGUGCUCCAAGAACAACAGAACAGGUUGUUCUCUAAGGUUUGAGGAUCUUUAAACUGUACCCAAACUUUGUCAAAGAAUACCUUGACUUUUGCACUUGAUUCAUAAUUUAAACUCGGUGGGUUCCAUUCUCCUCCCCGUUUGCUUUCGAGUGUAGGUUUCAACUCCAUGUAGUUCUCUCCCUCUUCUAUACAUCAUCUCUGUUCUAUAUAUUCACACCCAGUUUGCUUUAGUGUCUAUUCUCAUGCAUCGGGUAGUCUAGUCCUUGAAUGCAGUGAUUCUCUCCCAGAUAAACAUUACUGGUGGUGUGGAGAGGCAGUAUGUCAGAUGUAGCCUUGAGUUAACACUGAGUCAGUGCUGCUGGUCAACAUGUCUGUCAGCUAUAAUGGCCUUCCAUUCAACUGAUGUACACUGGAAUGUGUGUGCAUAAAAGGACCUACUAUAGGCUCAAUAAUAACCUUCAAAUUGCAUAUUUGAGAGUCUACAAUACCACUUAUACCAUGUGAGUGAGUGUCCAUGGCUCUAUGCAUGAGAAAAAUGGGUAAUGUCUCAUCUGUCCAGUCGUCAAUGUGUCUCACCUUCGUACACAAAUCGGACAUUCUCUUCAUGGGCCGGGGUGAAGCCUUCAGAUGUGGUGUCUUCCUUCUGUGAGGCUGCAGUGUGGUAUCUCUUCCCGUUCAGGCGAUUAAACACUAUCUUUGGGGUUGGAGAACUAGAUAGAUAGAAAAUGACGGUAAGGAAGCAUGUUCUAAAUAAGUAACUGUGUGAAAUCAUAUUGUUUUACGCCUCUGGAAAGCUGGUCUUGCUUCAUGUAUAUGCUGGGCACUAGAGUAUACUUUUAGCAUAAAACCCAAAAGGAAUUUUUUUUUAUUGAAUAAAACUAUAGUCCAUCCAG